AUGAGCGUUGAGAGAAGAGAGAGCUAUAAGGCCAUCCUCCCCAUCCCACCACCCAGCCAUCACCAUCCCAAUGACCCGGAGGGGAAGACGAGACAAGACUCCCACACGGUAGCGUCAGCCUCCACGGCGACCUUCCGCGCGAUCCCUACGUCCCUACUCCCCACCAGCGACCGACUCGCCGCAUUCCGCGUGCUCACGGGAAUCGACACCUCCCCGGGCUUCAGCACCUGGGAAUACUUCCAGCGCUCAGCGACCAACAUUGGGAUCUACGCGCGCGUAGUCCGCGCAGAGAAACGUGCGGGGUUCGAGUAUCGCCUCUUUUCGAUCCUGAUCAACUUCUGCUUGGGCCUGCAGAUCAUCGUGGCCGCGUCCCUGACAGCGCUGGGGGCCGGGAACGGGCCGCGUGGGCUAGUCACGGCGUUUGGGGCAAUAAACACUGUCAUUGCCGGGUUUCUCACUUACCUGAAGGGAUCGGGGUUGCCUAACCGCAAGCGAUACUACCACGGGGAGUGGACCAAGGUUCGGCAGUACAUUGAGCAGCGAGAGCGGGAGUUUUGUCUUGAAGGAUGCGAGUUGGAUCUGGAGGAGGAGGUUGCGAAGAUUGACAGGAUGUACGAGGAUGUGCGGGCGGAGAUCGAGGCGAAUACCCCUGAUAACUAUGCGAGCGUGCGAGAUGCGAGGAACAGAACGAAGCCGGUCGCGCCACGGCCAGAGGAUGAGCUACCGUCACGAAGAGAGGAACGGGUAGGGCAAGGGCUGAGAAGAGCAUCGGACGUCAAGUCCCUGGGCUAG
This is a messenger RNA of Uncinocarpus reesii 1704, 792 nucleotides long. RefSeq lists its product as uncharacterized. The record is from RefSeq and is a predicted model, not a curated record. Lineage: Eukaryota; Fungi; Ascomycota; Eurotiomycetes; Onygenales; Onygenaceae. Bases 1 to 792 code for a protein of 263 amino acids. The transcript is spliced from 2 exons.